CAGUAAUCUGUGGUCCGAACGCCGAAGGGCAACAAUUGGUAGAAAAUGGUAAACUUCUACUGGCAAUAAAAUUAGUGUCUUGCGCGGCGAGUGUGCGCAGAAAAAUAAAAAAAAAUAAUAGGAAAAGAAAUGGCAGUUACUAGAGAGAAAGAAAAUUGUUCAAGAAAAAUCAAUGGAAAUAUACCCGCAUUAUCUCUCAACAGUGACAAUAUGUCGACGUCGACGGACAGCGACGACGUAGCGGACCCGACGUACGAGAUCAGGAAUAUACAGAGCAUAAUAAACGUGACUCGCGAAAACAUUGAUGCGUUGAAUGCCAAAUUCGCUGGUUUCCAGCACCCGCCGUCAUUGUAUCUGUCUGAAUACCAAGAGCUGACAUCUAAGUUACACAAUUUGGAGCAGCGGGAGCGGACGCUGCGAGAGUUGCUGCAGUCAGAGUCGCCGGAUCGGAGCGAGGAGUGCUCGCUGUACGAUGACAGCAAGAAGUUUGAUACGCUCACGCGGCAGCCGAAGGUGUUCCUGCGGGCCCACCUGCCGAACCAGCAGCGCACCAGUGUGCAGGUGAAGGAAGGCGUCACGUUGCGGGACGCGCUCUCCAAAGCGCUCAAACUACGCAACCUGACGUGUGAGGUGUGCGAGGUGGUGCGGACAGGCAAUAACCAAGUGAUUCCGUGGGACGUGGACAUCACUUUGAUCGCGGCAGACGAGGUGACUGUACGCACACUGGACAAGCUGCCAAUAAUGUCUCACAUAUCGCACCAGUUCACGCGCAAGACGUUCUUCACGUUAGCAUUUUGCGAGUGCUGCCGGCGGCUGUUGUUCAACGGCUUUUACUGCUCGCAAUGCAACUUCAAGUUCCACCAGCGAUGCGCCGACAAGGUGCCCAGCACCUGUCAUCAGGUGCGGAUGACGGACACGUACUACGCGGCGCUGUUGGCACAGAACCCGGAGACGCAGGCGGGCAUCCUGCACUUCCCGCCGCACUUCGGAUAUCACCACAUGAUGGACCGCGGCGACCAGGCCAAACAGCAGCACCCGCGCUCGUUGAACCAGCAGGACCGGUCCAACUCCGCGCCCAACGUGUGCAUCAACAUGGUGCAGCGACCCAUGACGCUGGCCGACCACCAGCGCAAGUACAAUCAGAGCAAUAACUCGCCGCAGUCGACGAACUACCUGACGUCGGUGCGGCACAGCAAAGACGAGAAGGACAAGGGGAGCGACCAUCCGCACAGUCAGAGCACGCAGGCGUCUCCGACGGGCACGCUGCGGCCGCGCCGGGCGCGCGCGCGCUCCGCCGACGAGUCGUGGAAGAACGCGCUCUCGCCGCGGGAGAGCUACGACGACUGGGUCAUACCCGCCGACGAGAUACUCAUCGGCGCGCGGAUAGGUUCGGGCAGCUUUGGGACAGUAUACAAAGCUCACUGGCACGGCCCGGUCGCCGUCAAAACACUCAACGUGAAGACACCCACGCCGGCGCAACUACAGGCGUUUAAAAACGAGGUGGCGGUGCUGCGCAAGACGCGGCAUUGCAACAUCCUGCUGUUCAUGGGCUGCGUGUCGAAGCCGUCGCUGGCGAUCGUGACGCAGUGGUGCGAGGGCUCGUCGCUGUACCAGCACCUGCACGUGCUCGAGACGCCGUUCCCGAUGCUGUACCUCAUCGACGUGGCGAGGCAGACCGCGCAGGGCAUGGACUAUCUGCAUGCCAAGAAUAUUAUACACAGGGACCUGAAAUCAAAUAACAUAUUCUUGAGAGACGACUGGUCUGUGAAGAUUGGUGAUUUUGGGCUCGCCACCGCUAAGGUGCGGUGGUCAGAUUCGUCGAGUGCGGGCGGCGUGCAGUGGCAGCAGCCGACGGGCUCGAUCCUGUGGAUGGCGCCCGAGGUGAUCCGCAUGGAAGAGCCUGCGCCGUACACCUUCCACUCGGACGUGUACGCGUACGGGAUCGUGCUGUACGAGCUGAUGGCCGGCGAGCUGCCGUACGCACACCUCAACAACAAGGACCAGAUCCUAUGGAUGGUGGGUCGCGGCCUCCUCAAACCGGACUCUCGUCGCUUACGCCAGGACGCUCCCCAGCAGUUGAAGCGCACGUUCGAGGAUUGCAUAGUGUUCGAUCGCGAGUCGCGGCCGCUGUUCCGGCAGAUCCUGGCCACACUAGAGGCGAUCCUGCGGCUGAUACCGAAGAUCACGCGUAGCGCCUCUGAGCCCACCAUGAGCCGACAGCUGCACACCUCCGACGACUAUUUGAGCUACAGCUGCGCUUCGCCUAAAACACCUGUCAAUUUUCAUUUCAACACAGACACCAGCUUCCCAGCUUUUUACGGAAUACCAGUGCCUAACCAGCGGCACCCCUAGGGCUUGUUGAAGGGCUACGACUAGCCCUGCCCCGGCCCCCCGCCCCCGGGUCCCCGCUCCCCGCCCGCCGUCGCCCGCCGCCCCCGACGCUCACACACAGCGCUGCGGACAGCCAUAGUACUUACUAUUGCUACAUAGCGAACACAUUCGAGUUUCCUAUUCACGUAGAUUCGUUUGAUAUGACACGCUAUCGAUAAGUAGUGGUGUGAGUUCACGCGUUGUUUGUAAAAGCUGACGUUAUGCUCUAAAGUUAGUCACAAGUGGCGUCGUAGUUAAGUCUAAAGUGUAAGGGGGGAGUGACUAACUUCACUGAGUUAAGGUUGUUUUAGAUGGUUUUAGGAGAAACAUAUGCUUACUUACUAAAAUUACUAAAAUAAUAUAUUGAAAUACAGCCAGCAGUCACUCUGGCUGUCUUGUCUUGAAUCGAUAUUAAAAUACAAAUCCUAUGUCGUAGGCGUCAGUCAGAAACUUUCGCUACUAUAACGCUCGUCGAACCCGAAAUAAAUAUUCGCGGAUGAACAUAUUUUUCUGAGUACGUGAAACGACUCCUCGGGGUCCUCGUGUUUUACGGUCAACUCUUCAAUAAUAGUAGGUAUAUGUGACUACAUACUGUUCGGGUAAGCAACAUACUGUUUCUCUUAAAUCACCGAAAGCGGCUUUGUAGGUCCGCAGGCCAGCUGGCGUCGGCAAAUGGGGACGUUGCCUAUCGAUAUAUCGAUACCUCGCUGCCCGCGCGGUGCAAGUCUACUGUCGAACUUGAGCACUGUGGUACUAGUUGUAUGGGGUGUGUAACCGACUGAGUGAGCAGGAAUGUGACGUCAUCUCGAUACUUUGAACACUACUAUCGAAUAUUGUGAAUGUAGAAAUUAAGAGGUGCGCUGGCCAGCUUCGUGGUGGUACAAAAUAAUAUUUGGUGAGUUGAUCCUUCUUUGUUUCAUUAUUCAUCAGUAUCGUACUACCUGAACAUAAUAUUUAAAAAACUGGGCAUAUUGCAACUUCUAAAUCAAUUGAGAAAAACUUUAAAUUAUCGCAUAUUGGCUCAUUCCAAUUCCGUUUACUAUACCUACACAUUAAAAAUAAAGUGUUGUCGAAACUAUACUUUGGUUAUUCCAAUACUUUUAAUACAUAAAUAUUCAAUAUGUGGUUUAGAUUAUCUCAAAUACGUAAAUAAAUUUAAACGUACUAAUCUGUCAGUUGUAUGUAUUGAAUAUUGAUUGGUUGAGUAUGUGUCGGUCGCCACGAGGCCGCACCACAGCGUACGCGCGUAACGUGUGGCGCGCGUUACGUGCGAACUUAGCCGCUUUAUUUAUUUAUCUUUGUUUAUGAACGCUAAAUUAUUUGUAAUUGUAUUUAUUUCGCCUCGACAGCGGCUCGUUCGCGUGUAGCCUCGCUAAAUUCCUUCGAUGAAGUCCAUUUUAGAUCAUUACUAAGUGCUUAAUUGAAGCAUAAUAAUGAUUCUUUACUACUUAAGUAUCUAUCGAAUAUGAACGCCGUUUUUGUGUUAUCUUUACCUUACGCCCAUGGAUUCAUCGAAAUUUUAUCGACUGUAUUAUAAGUUAAGGAUUUUUCGAAAAAGACGCUUUAUUUGUAAAUUUGACGGUUCCAAUUUGGCGGCCCUCGUUCCCGCGCAUCCGUUCGGAUUCGCGAACUCCUUGUAAAUAUAAUGAGCAGCUGUUCCUUUCGUCCAAGCUGUAACGUCUAUCACCACUUGCGGCAUAGUUGCUAAGCCUUAUCAAGCAAAUAAUAUGUGAAUUAUAGCUACAAAUUUGUCGAAACGCAAUACACCAAUCAAAUAUAUAAAAAUCAGUUAUUUUUCAGAUGAAAAUAAUAUUUUUGUAUUAUCUCGACACAGAAUAUUUACAUUAUAGUUAUUGUGUAUGUGUUAAAAGUAUUAUUUACAAGAUAAUGUUGACCGAGAGCCGCACACGUCGCGCAUUGCGUGAUCUUAACGUGGUACAUUUAUUCUAUUCGCGUACAAUUUGAAUUUAACGUAGUUGGGGUUUCGUAAUAAUACUCGUAUCUGCGUGGAAAGUAAAUCCUAGUAAAGAUGAGGCAGCGCGCGACGUCGUCGGCUCCCGGUGUAUAGUUGUAAUCUGCUCUCGCGUCGACGCCGACGCGCAAGAUAUGUAAUUUAUUGGUAAUCAUUGUAAAUAAUUAAUUGUAAUUAAUGACAGUAGCUUAAUGAAGGAACGAUUAAGGAUCUUGUGUAUACAGUACCUAUAAUUAAUUUUAACGCAUAACUAUUGACUUUAAGAACACAAUAAAUUAUUGUUUCAUUUUAAAUUAA
This is a messenger RNA of Manduca sexta (tobacco hornworm), 4639 nucleotides long. RefSeq names its product raf homolog serine/threonine-protein kinase Raf (gene raf). Gene Ontology annotation, molecular function: ATP binding; protein kinase activity. The coding region runs from base 130 to 2352 and encodes 740 amino acids. The record is from RefSeq and is a predicted model, not a curated record. The transcript is spliced from 12 exons. NCBI's taxonomy places the organism in Eukaryota, Metazoa, Arthropoda, Insecta, Lepidoptera, Sphingidae. Gene Ontology annotation, biological process: signal transduction; protein phosphorylation.